Rhinocladiella mackenziei CBS 650.93 is the source of this 1824-nucleotide messenger RNA. RefSeq lists its product as uncharacterized. NCBI's taxonomy places the organism in Eukaryota, Fungi, Ascomycota, Eurotiomycetes, Chaetothyriales, Herpotrichiellaceae. Gene Ontology annotation, cellular component: nucleus; CAF-1 complex. The transcript has 2 exons. Bases 1 to 1824 code for a protein of 607 amino acids. The record is from RefSeq and is a predicted model, not a curated record. Gene Ontology annotation, biological process: nucleosome assembly.
AUGGAACCACAGGGUACUCCCCCCUCGAUUGGGGGCCCUUCUUCGCCAGAUCAACAACUCACUCCUGCCUCGAAGAAGCGCAAUUAUGAAGGACACAUCAUCAAUAAUUCCAACUCAUUUACGCCGCCGACUGAUCAGCAGAGCUGUCAAUUGACUGCAACCCGUUCUCAUACUGAAUCACCGACAAUCAAUCGAGCCAGGACCCCACUCAACGACCUUGGUCCUCCACCUGUUCUUAGUCCAUCGCAGCACCCGAUAGCUCCUGACUCCAAGAAGCGAAAGCUGACGUUCGCCGAACGAGAGGUCGAACGAGCUGUCAAGAGAAGAGAAAAGGAAGAAAAGGAGAAGCAGAAAGCGGAGGCCAAGGUCAAGAAGGAAGAGGAAAAGAAACGCAAGGAUGAGGAGAAAGAUGCCGCUCGAAAGGCCAGAGAAGCUUUGAAGGAAGAGAGGCAACGACAGAAGGAUGUUGAGAGACAAGAGAAAGAAGCCGAAAGGGAACGAAAGGCUGCCGAGGCACGAAAGAAAGAGAGAUCACAAAUGCGUAUAGGGGCAUUCUUUGGUCGUCCAGCUCCAGCUUCCACACCACCAACGACUCCUGAUGAUGUCCUGGUGGAGAUUUCGAGCAGAAGACCAUCGAUUGCUUCAGUCGACAUGGAACCACCUGUUAUUGAGACCGUGUCUUGUGAGCCCGCCAAUCCCGAAUACAAUAAGUGGAUUCUCCCAUUUUUCGUCAGCGGGAACAUGGAACUGGCACCGUUCAAUCGAUUCCGCUCGAACACUUCACUCGUGAACGAUGAUCAUAUUUCACUGAACCAGCAUAUCACUCCCGAAAAAAUCAGCGCACGAUUCCGUAGACGUCGACAAGCCAGACCGGUCAAACCGGUCAAGGAAAUUCUGGAACUGAGUAAUGGAUCGGCUGAUGCACCGAUUGAACUCGGUCAAACUACAGACCCGCUUGUAGGCGUUCCCUACAAAUAUUUAUUUUUUCACCAAGAUGUCCGACCUGCCUAUCAAGGAACGUACACUAGGCCGGUUUCACCGAGGACUGCACGGAAGAUCGCUAUUACACCGUCGUACCGAGGUCUACCAGGUACAGACUAUGAUUAUGACAGUGAAGCGGAAUGGCAGGAACCGGAAGAAGGAGAUGACGAUCUGAUGGAUGAGGAUGAAAAAUCCGAAGAUGAGGAUGUCGGAGAAGAAAUGGAUGAUUUCCUUGACGAUGAAGGACAAGUGGUCAAGCGACAACAUCUCGUGAGCGAUAUGGAACCAAAAUCCAGUGGACUGUGCUGGGAGGGGGAAGACACUCUGCCUGAAAACGGAUUUGACCUUGCCGGUUACCGAAUGGACGUCCUACAUGACGCGACAAAGUUUCCCAUUGACCCUUAUUCAACUAGUCAUUGGUGUGAUAUCGCCAAGACGAGUCCAGACAAAACCGAGAAGAAGCAGCCAUCGCCUUUAGCUUCGAUGUCAGCUCCUCGUCUUCCUCUUAUGGCGGUUGAUGGAAACAGUGGUAAUCUGGUGCCCCGACAUAUGACGACUUCCACAACAAACCAUAAUCGAUCCGAGAACCAGUCCUUAGUGUCAACGGUGAAAGCGAAUGGUAGUGCAGGGACAGGAAAACCAGUCAAGACGAUUCCAUCAGAUAUUUUGCCAGCAUUCAAAGUUGCCGUUUCCGGCAGCACACUGACGAAGACCGGAUUAAUUGAAGUCCUCAAGAAUCAGUUCCCGAAAUGCUCCAAAGAUGCGAUCAAGUACACUUUGCCUACUAUUGCAGAGAGACGUGGUGCGAAGGAAGGAGAGAAGAAAUGGGUGUUGAUCAAUUGA